AUGUCUCACGCCGAGGAAGCUCGAAAAGUUAUCGGAGACCUCUCCAAGCAGAAUAUUGAUGACCUGGUGCGCCCGUCGAGCUUGACCGAGCAGUUGGAAGAAUCGGUUCGCGGCCACAUCCACCAGGAAUUGACAAGUUGGAUGUUCUACCGCAAGUUGGCCGCAGACUGUUCUCGAGCGAAUGUGGCGCUGCACGGUUUUGCCAUGCUUUGGGAGAGGUCGGCGCGGGAGUGUCUGAUCGACAUGCACUGGCUGGAAAAGUACCUCGUCACCCGCGGGGGCCGAUGCAAACCCACCAACAUCGAGGCCCCCACCUGCGAAUUCUCCGACAAUCCCGUGGAACCCGUGGCGCCUUGCAAGGAGGCGUUCCUGACGGAAAAACAGUUGUUGGAGGACCUCGAGCGACUCUGCUCGCUGGCCGAGAAGUCCGGGGAGAGUGCUCUGACUGAAGCCAUUCAGACCCGAUUCCUGCGCAAAGAGGCCAAGCAUGUCAAAAAUCUGGGAGAUUUGCUCAAGCAGGUUGCUCGAGUGUCAAAGACCCCGGGACUGGGCCUACAUCUUUUGGACAUGCAGCUGCGUAACCACAAAGGUGUGAUGCCAUGGACUGUGCUCAAUGACCCGGACCGCCAUAAUGAGGCCGUGGAGCUGGGGAUUGGUCUGAUGAACAGUGGUCCACGAGUGUGUGUAUCGCAUGAGGAUGAGGAGGUCAUUGCCGACAUUCAUCGUACCUUGACGGGGAAAAGUCACCCAGGCCAUGACUACUCCGAGCUACACUCGUCGUUUGACAAAUUCCUCGAGGAACAAGUCCAAGGAGGCAAGAAACGAUCCAAUCUCGGAGUGUGUUUUCAAGCCGUCUCGACGUGGGGUGAGGGAGAUGGCCAUGCCGAUGUGAAAACGGUGGGGACAGCACUGUGGCGGACCCUCACGCAGCAGGACAUCUACGAAUGGACCAUCCAGCCGUGGAUAUCCAGAAAGAAGCCCCAAGAUGGCCGUCCUCUCAUCCGAGACUUCUCGGGUGUGGUUCACAGCGGGGAAAUCAUGCUGCAAAUGACGUGGUUAUGUGUGGGAGGAACCCAAGAGCUAACACUCAACCAGCGUUCUUGGACGCCCGGGAGCUGGCUGCUCGACCUUCCUGCGGACUAUCGCUGGCCAACACUCAUCGUUCUUGGGGGUCACCGGCUCCAUUGA
This is a messenger RNA of Penicillium alfredii, 1188 nucleotides long. RefSeq lists its product as uncharacterized. Gene Ontology annotation, cellular component: cytoplasm. Lineage: Eukaryota; Fungi; Ascomycota; Eurotiomycetes; Eurotiales; Aspergillaceae. Gene Ontology annotation, biological process: intracellular iron ion homeostasis; iron ion transport. Gene Ontology annotation, molecular function: ferric iron binding; ferrous iron binding. The record is from RefSeq and is a predicted model, not a curated record. Bases 1 to 1188 code for a protein of 395 amino acids. The transcript is spliced from 4 exons.